This is a messenger RNA of Salvia miltiorrhiza (redroot sage), 937 nucleotides long. RefSeq lists its product as uncharacterized. The transcript has 3 exons. Lineage: Eukaryota; Viridiplantae; Streptophyta; Magnoliopsida; Lamiales; Lamiaceae. The coding region runs from base 332 to 937 and encodes 201 amino acids. The record is from RefSeq and is a predicted model, not a curated record.
AAAUAGAUAUUAAAAAUAAAAGUUGUUCAUAUUAUUCAUAUUAUAAUUGUUAUUUUAAAUUGUAAUAUAUUUUGUCAUUAUUGUAAUGUAGUGGUUGGAAUUAGACCACAAAAUCCCAUCAGAGUUUCUGUACUGACGAAUAAGAGGAGGAAACAAACUAAAACUACAUGUGAAGGGAGUAGUCAGAUUCCAGAAAUAAUUGAUUUAACAGAUGACGAACCAUGUCCCAAAGAAUCUUCUUCAUUUGUGGAUUGUGCAAGCACGAGCACAAAUGAAUGUUAAACUCGAAGUAAAAGAAAUGAUGAAAGAUCAGAAGUCACUGAUUUAACAAAUGAAGAGUCAAAUGACACAGAUUAUCUGUCAGAUUUGGUUGCUACGGAAGAAGAACUAUCAUUUGAUGGGCAGUUUGAUACCGGCUGAAGGUACUACACCAAAGUUUGCUCAACUGUAUAUUUACGAUACAGAAAACGAAGUUGCUAAUAGGAUGCAGUCUGUGAGGCAAAAAAGUGAUAAAAACAAUUUACAUGCUGAAAUUGUUUCUGAUUUGAAGAUAAUGUUGGAUGAAAAUAAUGUGUUAGUGAAGACAUUUAGAAUGGCAAAAGAGAAGAUUAUUGAUCAAGGUCAAUCUGAUGUCAAGAUAAAGCUUAUUGGUAGACGACAUGGUGAUGCUCGAACAUAUAAUCUACCAACCGUAUCUGAAGUGGCUGCUUUAGUAGUUGGUGAUUUUGAUGAAUCGAUGGGGGAUAGAGAUUUAAUUGUUGAAACACAAACCGGAGAACUCAAACGCAUUAAUGAAUUACAUGCAGCGUAUCUUGGUUUGCAGUAUCCAUUGUUAUUCCCAUAUGGUGAAGAUGGAUUUCGUGAAGAUAUUCCUUUAAAUGUGCCGGGAAGUUCAAGUGGUAAUAAUGCUCGCAGUAAUGUUACUAUGAAAGAUUAA